GCGGUCGUUAAAAUACAGGAUUGUCGUAGUAAGCUGUGCAAACAGGAACCGGACGCAGUGACGGAAUUCGGUUAGCUUUCGCACGGAAUACGCACCACCACCGCCUCCAAAAUGCCACCAACCAACAACCGACCGGAUGAGUUGCCCCCGCCGAAGGCUGACUUUAGCGCCCCGCCGCCCUACGAGGCGACCGAUUCCCAGCGGGACGAGUACACACAGCAAUCGGUACCGGUGCCCGAAUUGACCACCAAGCUGCCCACGUACGAGGAGGUGCAGAUGGAAAAGAUGAUCAACCACGAGCUGCCGAUUCCACCGAUGCAGCCCCAGCUACCGCCGCCUCCACCCAGCAUCACCUCGAUGGGAGGUGUCGGACGCGGUCCGGGAGUCAUCGGUGGACCGCAGGUCACGUUCAUCGCAAUCGACGGGGACGGGGAGAACAUUAGCGCCGACAAUGGGCUGCUUGGCACCGACAUCAUGUUCGUGACCGCAUUCCUAAUCGCGUUCCUGUUCAACUGGAUCGGUUUCCUGGUGCUGACCUGCUUCUGCCACACGAUCGCAGCCCGCUACGGUGCCCUGUCCGGGUUCGGGUUGUCCCUUGCCAAGUGGACGCUCAUCAUGAAGCAUUCGACCGAUUUCGCCUCACACGAGAACUCCUGGCUGUGGUGGCUGAUCAUGGCGUUCGGGUUUCUGAUCUGCGUCCGGGCGCUCGUGCAGUACAUCAGCAUCAAGCGGACCUGGCGCUUGCUUUCCACAUCCGCCCAGGAGCGGCUGUUAUUCUUCUACUAAACGUGCACCCUCUCCCACUGGAUUCAUCGUCCGCGUGCUUUGGUAUGGGAAGGGUGCUGCUGAUGCUGCUGCUUCGUCCCUUUUUGGUGUCCUUUUGGGAAGUAAUUCUAAAUCUCAAGUACCAUUUUCUCUUUUCCAACUGCACAACGCACGCCCUUAGUCGUCCCAUUUUUCGCCCACAGCCGACGAGCAGCACGCGGCGUUUACGUUGGAAAGCGUUUUAAUCUGUCUUUUCCCAGCACACUAUCGAUCGUACUUGGGUGGGCGGUGGUUUGGUGUGUAUGAAGAAGUCACCGUUUUGUAGCGAAAAACGUCGUAACAUUAACUUCAGGGACAGAGUAGAAGAGAAGGGACAAAACAUAGGAAGAGAGAGGUGAGGUUCCCCCCAGCGGGUAGGGAACACGGAUACGGAACCAACCAUACCAUUAUCAUAGUUUUUGUGAUAGCAAUCAGCAACAAACCCUCGAAAAAGCAAAAAAACACGGCCAAUCGGCAAGCCUAGCCCUCCGUUCGUUUGGUCCUUGCAUUUUUGUGUGUGCCCUAGUGAACAUUUGAAACGUAUUUGCGCUCAUUUACCAUGCUUCCCUUUUCGCACUGCGAACCACCUACACUAAAAGGUGAUUUAGUUUUCCCUUCCGGUUCAAUUUGUUAUCCUAGUUAGCUAGUGUUAUUAUUCACGAGGAUGAUUCGCACCCAUCGCUUUAUUUGUCUGUCUUAAAUGUGUUUCACUGGGUUGUAUUUUCGAAGAUUCAAAAGAAAGGAAAGGGUUAUUGUGAAAUGUGUCACAAGCCAGCAAAAAAAGGCGCACGUUUUACAUUGGAACUUAGGGAUGAUGUUAGCGGUUGGCUUUGUGUGUGCACGAUUAGAUUGACCGCGGGAGGAUACGUUUCGGGAUGGCGUUCGAAGAAACUAAAUGCAACUACUUCAACAACAACAAAAAAACGUUACAAAACAGAAAGCAUCAAACACUUUCGUAGCAACAAAACCGACACUACUUUCUGCAGUGUUUAAAUAGAGUAAACCAUAUUUUUGUACUUUGUAAAUAGAUUGUAACACUACCAGGGGGAAAGAGAGAGAGAGAGAGCAGAGAGGGAGAGACAAUUGAGAGGAAAAGCUUGGCUGCGAAGGAAAAAGGCAACUGUAUGCAAACUAAAUACAAUAAAAUAAUCGUCAGGAAGCGAUGGGUUUGAACGGAACAGCAAGAUGGAACAACGCAGCAGGUCACUGCUUUACCACAUUAUGAAUGAAAUACGUCUAUUGUAUUGUAUAAAUCAUAUUACACUAUGUCUCUAUAUUGUGAAAAUCUAAGAAAAAAAUGAAAUAAAAAUAUAGU
Messenger RNA from Anopheles nili, 2119 nucleotides. It is a transcript of the gene Ndfip, whose product is annotated as NEDD4 family-interacting protein 1-like. The record is from RefSeq and is a predicted model, not a curated record. Gene Ontology annotation, biological process: positive regulation of protein ubiquitination; vacuolar transport; ubiquitin-dependent protein catabolic process. Lineage: Eukaryota; Metazoa; Arthropoda; Insecta; Diptera; Culicidae. The coding region runs from base 112 to 786 and encodes 224 amino acids. The transcript is spliced from 2 exons. Gene Ontology annotation, cellular component: perinuclear region of cytoplasm; Golgi apparatus; endoplasmic reticulum. Gene Ontology annotation, molecular function: WW domain binding.